AUGAACUCAGGAAGCAUAGGUGGAGAAGUCGGGAGAGGACACGAAGGAAGUUACGUGGGCAAACAUUUCCGAAUGGGAUUUAUGACCAUGCCUGCUCCUCAAGACAGACUUCCUCAUCCUUGCUCAAGUGGCUUUUCUGUGAGAUCCCAAUCCCUUCACUCAGUAGGAGGCACAGAUGAUGACAGCAGCUGUGGUUCUCGGAGACAGCCUCCACCAAAGCCAAAGCGGGACCCCAGUACAAAGCUGAGUACUUCAUCAGAGACCGUCAAUACCCCAGCCACGGGUAAAAGCGUCAGACUCCCUGAGAGAACUGAAGGGCCAUCCAAGCCCAGACCCCACAGUGAUGAAUAUUCCAAGAAGAUUCCUCCUCCUAAACCUAAGCGAAAUCCAAAUACCCAGCUAAGUACAUCUUUUGAUGAAACCUAUAUUAAAAAGCAUGGGCCUACAAAGACUUCGCUGACACGGGACACAUCCUUGUCACAGGUGAGCAGUCCUGCUCUUGAUGCUGAGGAAGAGGAGCCUGUGUACAUUGAAAUGGUGGGGAAUAUUUUAAGAGACUUCAAAAAAGAGGAAGAUGACCAAAGUGAGGCAGUUUAUGAGGAAAUGAAAUAUCCUAUUUUUGAUGAUGUCGGCCAAGAGUCAAAAUGCGAAUUUGACCAUCACAGCUGCUCUUCUCAGUGUGCUACGCCCACAGUGCCUGACUUAGACUUCGCCAAGUCCUCAGUGCCAUGUACUCCAAAGGGUUUGCUUUGUGAUAUCCCCCCUCCCUUUCCAAACUUACUGUCUCAUAGACCCCCCUUGUUGGUAUUCCCACCAGCACCUGUCCAGUGUUCCCCCAAUUCUGAUGAGUCACCUUUAACUCCGCUUGAGGUCACAAAGCUUCCUGUGUUGGAAAAUGUGUCUUACAUCAAACAGCAGGCUGGAGCAUCUCCAUCAUCACUGCCAUCUCAUACCUCCGGUCAUCCCAAAUCAGAGAAAGACCAGACAACAGCUCAUGGACCAUCUUCCUCUUCUGUUCAUUCUUCAUCACCUCCCCAUCCUUCCACUUUAUAUAGAACACCAUCUCCACAUGGAUAUCCUAAAAGUCACUCUGCUUCACCUUCUCCUGUUAGUAUGGGGAGAUCACUUACCCCCUUAAGCCUCAAAAGACCACCACCCUAUGAAUCUUUGCAUUCAGGAAGCAUCUCAGUAAGCUCUCCAUCAGUGCCUCAUUCAACAGCCAGAAACACAUUACAGGAAGGAGGGAAGAUGGUAAAUGCCUCUGUCAAUACCUAUGGGUCAUCUCAGAGUGGCUCCCGCUCCAGAACUCCCACAAGUCCUUUAGAAGAGCUCACCAGCCUCUUUACCUCAGGACGGAGUUUGCUGAGGAAGUCCUCCAGUGGAAGAAGAUCAAAAGAACCGGCGGAGAAACCAACAGAUGAGUUGAAAAUAAGAAGCCACAGUACGGAACCACUACCAAAGCUGGAAAACAAAGAGAGAGGUCAUCACAGGGCAUCUUCCUCUAGAGAGCCAAUAAAAGCUCAGGAAUGGGAUGGAACACCAGGACCACCAGUAACAUCAAGUAGACUGGGAAGAUCCUCUGUUAGUCCAACCUUGUUAGCAGGAAACAGCAGCUCAGAGCCUAAAGUAAGCUGCAGAUUAGGUCGUUCUGCAUCCACAUCAGGUGUGCCUCCUCCAUCAGUUACUCCCCUCAGGCAAGCCAGUGAUCUGCAACAGAGCCAGGUGGCAUGCAUGCAAUGGUUGCAUGGAGACCAUACAAUGAUGGAGAUGAUUGAGAAAAAGCGCUGCUUGUGCAAAGAAAUCAAGGCAAGACAGAAAACGGAAAAAGGACUUUGCAAACAAGACAGCAUGCCAAUUCUACCAAGUUGGAAGAAGAAUACAGGGACAAAGAAGUACAGUCCUCCACCAUAUUCUAAACAACAAACAGUGUUUUGGGAUACUGCGAUAUGACAAAGUGUGAGAUGCAAAACUCCAUAAGACUAUUAUUUCACUUGUAUGCGAGGAAAUGUUCAGCAGGUUGGUUUAAGAGAGUGUUUGUCAACAUACAUCUUCUUUACUAGUGAAAAAAUGGCAUCCUUGAAAUGCCUUGGAAUGUGUCCUUGGAAAUCCAUGUUAAGUUGUGCUUACUUAAUACAAGUCCAAGGCAUGUUAAUUUUACCAACAAAUUGAGAUAAAUGUGUGUAAGGAUUUUUUUUUAAUCCAAAAGAUAUUUAAAAUGUAAAUAUUUUACUAGUCUAUUGAAAGAAAACACCUGAAAUAGUACACAUAUAUACAUAUAUAAUUUACAGAGGUAUCAAGAGUUUUACUAUAUAAUGUAUUAAACAAUUUAUUUUCUAUUUUCUAUGUAAUCCCCUAAUUUGUUUUCUUGUCCUUGCCCACCUAAAUUUGUCUUCUGUACAAAAGCAUGUAACUAUAAAUCAUUGUUCAGCAGUAUAAUAUAUGAAUAAAUCUGGUGCUGGAAUGGUAGAAGUUAAAUAUCACCAUAUUCAUUAGGCACAUCUGUUACUUUUUAUUUGUAUUAAAACUUGAUAGGAAAUUAAUGCAAAUGUAGCACCUAAUUUGGAUGUCCACAUCAUAGUAAAUCCAAUAUCUUUUGCUACAUUAGUUUUUAAGGAAUUUAUUUUAAAUACCCUCUUGUUUAUAUUAAAUAAUGGUAAGUCAACUCUCCAGAGACAGUUAUUCAGAUAUACUUGGCUAACCUAGUAGAAUAACUUUACUUUAGAAAUGUCUGUAGGGAUAUACCUCCUUGCGUUGUUGAUUUGAUUAGUGGAGACCAGGGUUCACUGUGACUAUGAAAAGGGAUAUCAGAAUUUGAAGAAUUAUACUGUUUUCUAGAAGGAUUUUUUUACCAUGGCAAUGUAGCCACAAUUCUUGACAAAUGGCAGAAUGAAGGGUAGGACGAUAUGUGUUUUUAAUUUUUUGCCUGAUGAAAAAAAAAUUAUGAAAGUCAUUCAAGAUUU
This is a messenger RNA of Antechinus flavipes (yellow-footed antechinus), 2960 nucleotides long. RefSeq names its product neuronal tyrosine-phosphorylated phosphoinositide-3-kinase adaptor 2 (gene NYAP2). NCBI's taxonomy places the organism in Eukaryota, Metazoa, Chordata, Mammalia, Dasyuromorphia, Dasyuridae. The transcript is spliced from 6 exons. Bases 1 to 1950 code for a protein of 649 amino acids. The record is from RefSeq and is a predicted model, not a curated record. Gene Ontology annotation, biological process: neuron projection morphogenesis; phosphatidylinositol 3-kinase/protein kinase B signal transduction.